AUGAAAGCGGCCAGACUCAUCGGCCCUAAGCUCUUCGAACUUUUGGAAGCGGAAACGCCCUCGGCACAGGACGGGGAAUGCCUGGUCCGGCUGGAGCGCGUCUCCGUCUGCGGCAGUGAUAUUCGCCAUGGGUUCGCCAUCAACCCGGAGGAAUACUAUCCGGCUCCCAUCGGGCACCCUUGCCACGAGUUGGCUGGCACCAUCGUCGAGAGCCGCACCGAUGCUUACCACGAAGGGCAGCGCGUCAUUGUCAUUCCGCCGCGUGGGUCCGCCGGGUUGGUGGAAUACAUGGUGUCUGACCCGGGCCGCAUGAUUUUGCUUCCCGAUGAGGGCUCGCUUGACGACUGGAUCAUGUGCCAGCCUUCGGGCACGGUGCUGUAUUCCUGCCAGCAGAUGCCCAACCUGCUGGGCAAGAACGUGGUCGUGAUGGGGCAGGGAAGCAUCGGUCUCAGCUUUACCAUGAUCACCUCCCGCAUCGGAGCCCGGAACGUCAUCGGGGUUGACCUGCUCGACAACAGGCUGGAAGCCUCAAAGACGUUUGGUUCCACCUACCAGCUCAAUCCUGAUAGGGAUAACCUGGAGGAGGCGGUGGCCGAGAUCACCGGCGGCGUUGGAGCCGACGUGGUUGUGGAAGCGGCGGGCUACGCCGACACUUUCAACAUGUGCUUCCGGCUGGUCCGCCAGAACGGGACCUGCAUCAUUUUCGGUAUCCAGGAGGAGGAAUUCAUUCCCCUGGAACAUAACUGGCUUAUGGACAAGCAGCCGCGAAUCAUCCCGACGACCGGAGCUCGCAGCGGCGAUCCAAUCAGCCACAUUCAGGAAAUCGUGGCGCUGCGCCAGCGAGGAUGGUGCGACCCUGCCCCGCUGGUCACCCACCAAAUGGGCUUCUCCGAUGUUCAGAAGGCCUACGAUAUGUACGAUCAACGGACGGACAACAUCAUCAAGGUGUGA
This is a messenger RNA of Geodia barretti, 951 nucleotides long. The record is from the annotation of a GenBank genome assembly. Lineage: Eukaryota; Metazoa; Porifera; Demospongiae; Tetractinellida; Geodiidae.